AAAGCCAUCUCUAUCUGUGGUCAAUUACUUCUGCGAAUGGCGGCCUCCUCUUUACAAUCGACCUCCUCUCUCUAUUAACUUUGUACGUCGGCUGCAAGGCUAAUCGAUAACCCGCUGCCAGAAAGAUGAUAUAAGCUGCCUCAUCCUAUGCCUCAAACACAGACCUUCUCAUCGCCACCCUAUCUCCUUCUAUCAUGGCCGAAGUAACCUUCAAACAGAUGAUUGCGGCUUUGAUACGACAAACAAGACCGCAAUCCUUUCACCAUUCGAGGUUGUCACAGCGUGUAGCAUCUCACCGAGCUCUUGCCACAGACGCUACCCCGCCUCAACACCCUGUCGAUUCAGAACGUCCACGGUGGCGACCCCAUGCUGUCGAACCCAAACAGCAACAAGACCAUGAGCCACCUCGCAAGAAUGAAUCUCGUCUUGACAAUCUAAGAAACGAUCCCAAACCUCGAUCCUUUUCCUCUUUCCUUACCGACAACUAUGCUCGACAACACAACUAUCUCCGAAUUUCUGUUACCGAACGAUGCAACCUACGAUGUCUAUAUUGCAUGCCAGAAGAAGGUGUCCCCUUGUCACCUCCAGACCAUCUCCUGACCACCCCAGAGAUAGUGUAUCUUUCGGAACUAUUCGUCAAUCAAGGGGUAAACAAGAUUCGCCUAACGGGGGGGGAACCUACCGUUCGGAAAGACAUACUCGAUCUCGUACAUCAGAUUGGUCAAUUAAAAAACAAUGGUCUCAGAGAAUUGUGUAUCACAACCAACGGUAUAUCACUUCAUCGUAAGCUGGACUCUCUGGUAGAGUCUGGCCUUACUGGGGUCAAUCUAAGUCUCGACACACUCGACCCUUUUCAAUUCCAGAUUAUGACUCGACGAAAUGGCCAUGAUGCUGUCAUGAAAUCAAUCAAUCGUAUACUAGAAAUGAACAAGCUUGGUGCUGGUAUCAAGCUCAAGAUCAACUGCGUUGUUAUGCGUGGCCUAAACGAACGAGAAAUCGUACCCUUUGUUGAGCUAGGACGAGAUCAAGACCUGGAAGUCCGCUUCAUCGAAUACAUGCCCUUCGACGGUAACAAGUGGUCGGAAAAAAAGAUGCUCAGCUUUGAGGAGAUGCUUGCUUUGAUCCGCCAAAAGUACCCUACUGUGCAAAAGGUCCAAGACCAUAAAAACGACACCAGCAAGACGUAUCAAAUUCCAGGCUUUACAGGUCGCAUGGGCUUCAUCACCAGUAUGACCCAUAACUUCUGCGGCACCUGCAACCGGCUGCGCAUUACUGGUGACGGGAAUUUAAAAGUCUGUCUCUUUGGCAACGCAGAGGUCUCCUUGAGAGACAUCCUCCGCGAGUCCAACAACGGUCAACCUAUCGAUGUUCAUGCGAUGGAGUCGAUCAAACAGCUCGAAAUGGACCGUCGUCAACAACUUCCGGGGAGCACCGGGCAGCUGGGCUUAUCAGAGAAGGAAGCCAGCUUGCUCGAUGUGAUUGGUAUGGCCGUCAAAAACAAGAAAGAAAAGCAUGCUGGCAUUGGUGAAUUGGAAACCAUGAAAAACAGGCCCAUGAUUCUAAUUGAUGAAGCUACCAAUUCAUUGGGAUCACUCCAUGCCACACCAUCAGCAUUCCCACCCUCGCUGUCACAUGAACUUCAUGGCGCCUCCUCAUCGACCAUUCCACUCCAUCUGCUCCACCAAAGACCGACAAGCAUGUUUUCCAAUUCUAGAUCCAUGACCACACUUAGUAGGACGGGCUCGGCCAGUCGCAGAGAUUUCAGUCACUCUUCGUCGGCAGCUACGUUUCGGCCUGUCCACAAUCAGUCUGCUUUUCGAUUCAUCACCCACACCAAGCCCAAGAUUCGUUAUAGCGCAAAGCUCCUGCGCUUCGAGCGGAUCCCUGUCUCAAAGCCGUCUCCCACUGUGCCUCGCCUCAACCACUUGGAUAACCAGUCGCAAGCUCACAUGGUUUCCAUCGCGGACAAAGUCUCAACGAGAAGAUCUGCGACGGCAUUUUGUUUUCUCGGGUUUUCGCACCCUGAUACCUUCGAGGCUCUGGAUGAGGCACGACUUCAAAAAGGCGAUGCAAUUGCAGUUGCGCGCGUUGCAGGCAUUCAGGCUGCAAAAAAGACGGCGGACUUGAUCCCGCUGGCCCAUCCGGCACUUAAUAUCACAGGCGUCACCAUCGACCUUCUUCCUUUCAGUGGCACAAAGCCUCCAGAUCAGGCCCGUCACAGGCUGCCCCCUGGAACGUACACUUAUGGUGGAGUGAUCAUCACAGCCACAGUAGACUGUGAGGGUAAGACAGGAGUCGAGAUGGAAGCAAUGACAGCUGCGUCGGUCACCGGCCUCACCAUGUAUGAUAUGCUCAAAGGAGUCGAUAAAGCCAUGGAAUUGACCUCAGUUCGUGUCGUUGCCAAAGCAGGCGGCAAGAGUGGCGAUUGGACCUAUUCAUGGGACCAGGGGCGGAUUCGCCCCGUGCCACAGAAUAGGAUACACAGACCGAACCUAAAUAGAGACGGACAUGGUGCACCCGAACGCAACAAUCAAUCAACGAUUCCCAAGCACAGGUCGAGGGAAGAACCUACGACGAGACGGGGUCUCCCAGAAGAAGAGGACGAAAUCAAUCCAUCCACUUCCCACCACAACGACAGCAGUCAAGAGACAUUCCAUCCUGAAAACGCCAGUACCGACCCCUCAACCAACGAUAAACUCAGUACGAGUAUGCUAGGAACGGCACAGACCCAACAUUCUUCACACCCAGCAUCACCACCACCAUCACCACCAUCACCACCGUCAACACCAUCACCACCAACAUCGUCAGCACAGACCUUUUACGAACAGGAAAUGUUGCGGUACACGCAGCAAAAACAAGACGAAUUUGAUAAAGGAAUUCUCGAAUCAGACCUUUGGGGCAACAAAAUUGGAUCAAAAGGCACAACAGAUCAAGCCGAAACCCCUUUGUACAGAUUGGUGAAAAGGGGGAACGUGACACGUGAAGAUUUAUAUCUGGCUCGGGUCGAGCGCUACUUGCGACAUCGCGCAUCUCGUCGCGAACAUCUUCGUGGACAUCGUUCUCGAUCCUAGACUGGCGUCUCGACGGGAAUUUGAUAUUGAUGAUGAUGAUGAUGAUGACGUUUGAGCACUAUGGUGUUGAUCCUGUCGAGGAGACGUGCAUGUUGUACUACCCACGGUUUGCGAAUAUAAAUGUAUUCUAAUAUAUGUAUAUUAUAUACCAAAGCUAUCUAUAAGCGGUGUGGCUUGG
Molecule: messenger RNA, 3249 nt
Organism: Exophiala mesophila
Lineage: Eukaryota; Fungi; Ascomycota; Eurotiomycetes; Chaetothyriales; Herpotrichiellaceae
Product: molybdenum cofactor biosynthesis protein A
Exons: 2
Coding region: 195-3071 (958 amino acids)
Biological process (GO): Mo-molybdopterin cofactor biosynthetic process
Molecular function (GO): 4 iron, 4 sulfur cluster binding; GTP 3',8'-cyclase activity; metal ion binding
Source: RefSeq, a predicted model, not a curated record